AUGCACUGGGGAUUCUUUUUAAAGAUGAUUCUCUACUUGAUAACUUUUUACCAUACACUGCCCUUCUUUGGAAGCGUUUCAAUGUCUCUGCUUCACAGCUAUCUCUCCUCGUCGGUUUCAUUUAACUUGGAUACUAUAUACUUAAAUUGGAAUUCCACUUUUCCGGCUAUAACUGUAUGCGAGAUAUACAACGCCGAAAGGAUUUGGGACCUAAGUGACUCACAUUUCGGCGUGGAGCACGAUAUGCAUGUGGAUGACUUCAUCUCGGAAAUAGUAUUUUAUCGAGGGGUUUGCAGCAGUUGUGAGGAUUGCAGCAAGAUGCGAUGUCCUGACAACUUCACCAUGCUGGUGGAUGUGUUUCGCACUAAAUGCCACCAGUUACUGGUGAAUUGCAGCUAUCUAAACGAUAUGUUUGACUGUUGCGACCAGUUUUUACCAUUGCCCACGGAGUAUGGAUUAUGUUACUCCUUCAAUUCACAUCAGGCGCGCAAGGUGUCCCAUGUCCAGUUCACCAAUAACCGGAUUACCGGACCAGGACAUCUAAAUUUCCAUGCCGCCGCCGAUAUCCAACUGUACGUUCAUGCUCCUAUUGAUGUGCCCUAUCAGUUUUCUGAGGGUAUGAUUCGAGAAACAGUAUUACUUGGUCACUACAAGGAGCUAAUCCUGAAUGUUAUCGAAGUUCACAACGACGAAAGUGUCCAGGAUCUUAGCUUGGAGCAGCGGCGAUGUCGAUAUGGCAAUGAGCAUGUGCCGGAAAGGCAGGGAAUCUAUGACUUUUACAGCUACUCCGGAUGCGUGGUGGAAUGCACCGUGCUUCUCCAGCUUGAUAAUUGCAACUGUACCAGUCAUUUUAUGGCCACUCCUGGCCAGAAUUAUAUGCCCGCCUGCGACUACCGUGGCCUAAUCUGUCUAACAAGGAUCCGGGAUAAAAUCAUGUCAGAGCGCAAGUCGUGUGAGUGCAUGAGUUCUUGCGAGGAGCCUGAGUACAAUAUUAUUUACAACUCGGCGGAUGAGGAUGAUGAAGCCACUGAUGAUGUAUCAGAAAUCCGAGUGGCUCUAGUGGAGCUGCCCACGCAACGCUACGUUCGUCGGGUAACCAAAACUAUCCUUGAUUUCUUAAUUUCUCUUGGAGGUCUGGUUGGCUUGUUCUUCAACACAUCCGCUUUGCGAAUAGUGGAGGCCAUUGUACUUUGUCUGCGAUAUAGAAAAACGAUGGUUAAGUGGGUUAAACGGAUAUUUCUUGGCACGGUUAGAUAUAUACAGAUCUUGGACCAGACGAAUUAA
Messenger RNA from Drosophila eugracilis, 1284 nucleotides. It is a transcript of the gene ppk31, whose product is annotated as pickpocket protein 19. NCBI's taxonomy places the organism in Eukaryota, Metazoa, Arthropoda, Insecta, Diptera, Drosophilidae. Gene Ontology annotation, biological process: sodium ion transmembrane transport. The transcript has 7 exons. Gene Ontology annotation, cellular component: membrane. The record is from RefSeq and is a predicted model, not a curated record. Bases 1 to 1284 code for a protein of 427 amino acids. Gene Ontology annotation, molecular function: ligand-gated sodium channel activity.